This is a messenger RNA of Fibroporia radiculosa, 1407 nucleotides long. RefSeq lists its product as uncharacterized. Lineage: Eukaryota; Fungi; Basidiomycota; Agaricomycetes; Polyporales; Fibroporiaceae. The record is from RefSeq and is a predicted model, not a curated record. Bases 1 to 1407 code for a protein of 468 amino acids. Gene Ontology annotation, molecular function: structural constituent of cytoskeleton; GTP binding; GTPase activity. Gene Ontology annotation, cellular component: cytoplasm; microtubule. The transcript is spliced from 25 exons. Gene Ontology annotation, biological process: mitotic cell cycle; microtubule cytoskeleton organization.
AUGCCACGAGAGAUCAUUAAUGUUCAGGCAGGCCAGGCUGGGAAUCAGGUCGGAGAGAGCUUUUGGAGCAUGCUCUUGGCUGAGCAUGGCUUGGAUGACGAUGGUUUCUAUAAAGGAGACGACCCACUACAGCUUCCUAUGGUGGACGUCUUCUUCACGGAAGUCGAGCAAGCAAAUGGACCGAGCAAAUAUGUUCCGCGUAGUGUCCAGAUCGAUUUGGAAGAGGGUGUAUGCUCGCACAUACGCUCGGGGAAGAUGGGUAGUUUGUUCCGGCCCGACACGUUUAUCACUGGCGACAGUGGCGCUGGGAACAACUGGGCUAAAGGCUUUUACACCGAAGGCGCGGAACUUGUGGAUUCGAUUUUGGAUAUCGUUCGUCGGCAGGCCGAGUCUUGCGAUGCUCUACAAGGAUUCCAGAUGAUCCACUCCCUGGGCGGAGGCACCGGUGCUGGAUUAGGCUCGCUCCUCCUAUCUAAAUUCCGAGAAGUUGUGUUUGCUGAAUAUCCUGAUAGGAUGGUUUCUACUUUCUCUAUCCUUCCGUCUCCUAAAGUGUCAGAAACUGUUGUUGAGCCAUACAAUGCCCUACUAUCCAUCCAUCAAUUGGUUGAAAAUAGCGAUCUGACUAUGUGCAUUGAUAACGAGGCAUUAUACGAUAUCACCGUCCGGACGUUGAAAGUCAAAGCGCCCGCCUUUUCUGAUCUCAAUGUGCUGGUUUCACAAGUGAUGUGUGGAAAGGGCCCUUCCUAUGGUUAUCGUGGGACUGACGAAAGACAUUCUCCCAGUGACCUUCGGAAGCUUGGAUUGAAUCUAGUUCCAUUUCCUCGGCUGCAUUUCCUCAUGCCGAGCUAUGCUCCUUUUUACGACCCUACUGCGAAAGCAUUCGUUCGCCUCAGUGUCUCAGAUCUGACAUCUGCACUAUUUGAUCGGAGGAGUCUGCUUGUUGCCUGUGACCCUCGAUUUGGUCGGUACCUUACAGCAGCGACAAUUUUCCGAGGGAAGGUAUCUUCCCAAGAGGCAGAACAUUCGGUUGGAGAGUUACAGAGGAAGAACUCAAACCAAUUUGUCGAAUGGAUUCCGGAUAAUGUCUCAGUAGGCUUGUGCUCAGUACCACCAGUCGGCCAGACUCAGUCAGCAACGUGUCUUGCGAAUUCGACCGCAGUCCAGGAGGUCUUCCAGCGUACUUUGACACAGUUUGCUGUGAUGUUCAAGCGCCAAGCCUUCCUUCACUGGUAUACAGGAGAAGGAAUGGAUCAGAUGGAGUUCUCUGAAGCUGAGAGUAAUGCGCAUGACCUGAUAUCCGAAUAUCAGCAGUAUCAAGAGGCAACUCUUGAGGCCGAUGAUCAAGAAGAAUACGAAUACGAGGACGGGGGAAUCGGGCAUACUGGUGAGGAUGAUGUGGUCGAAUAA